This is a messenger RNA of Antechinus flavipes (yellow-footed antechinus), 1852 nucleotides long. It is a transcript of the gene SLC16A8, whose product is annotated as solute carrier family 16 member 8. The record is from RefSeq and is a predicted model, not a curated record. The transcript has 6 exons. NCBI's taxonomy places the organism in Eukaryota, Metazoa, Chordata, Mammalia, Dasyuromorphia, Dasyuridae. Gene Ontology annotation, molecular function: monocarboxylic acid transmembrane transporter activity. Gene Ontology annotation, cellular component: membrane. The coding region runs from base 53 to 1852 and encodes 599 amino acids. Gene Ontology annotation, biological process: transmembrane transport; monocarboxylic acid transport.
CCCAGGCCCCUCGGUUCCCUCACCGGCCCCUCUCUGCCCGCAGCGGCCGGCGAUGGGGGCCGGAGGCCCUUCCGAGCGGGCGGGCGCGGCCCCGGACGGAGGCUGGGGCUGGGCGGUGCUGCUCGGCUGCUUCGUGGUGACGGGCUUCUCCUACGCGUUCCCCAAGGCGGUCAGCGUGUACUUCAAGGCGCUCAUGCGGGACUUCGGCGUGGGCUACAGCGACACGGCCUGGAUCUCCUCCAUCAUGCUGGCCAUGCUCUACGGCACAGGGCCCGUGUCCAGCAUCCUGGUCAACCAGUUUGGCUGCCGGCCGGUGAUGCUGGCGGGGGGCCUGCUGGCCUCGGCCGGGAUGGUCCUGGCCUCCUUCACCCGCAGCCUCGUGGAGCUCUACCUCACGGCCGGCGUGCUCACGGGCCUGGGCAUGGCCCUCAACUUCCAGCCCUCGCUCAUCAUGCUGGGCCUCUACUUUGACCGGCGGCGGCCCCUGGCCAACGGGCUGGCGGCGGCGGGCAGCCCCGUCUUCCUGUCGGCCCUGUCUCCGCUGGGCCAGGUGCUGCUGGAGCGCUUCGGCUGGCGCGGGGGCUUCCUGCUCAUGGGGGGGCUGCUGCUGAACUGCUGCACGUGCGGGGCCGUCAUGAGGCCCCUGCCCGGGGGUCCCGGGGCUCGGGGCGGGGCCCAGGAGGAAGCCAGGGAGAUGCUGCCCCUGGAGCCGGGCCGGAAGCCGCCGGGGAGCCCCGGGCGGCGGCGCGGGAAGCGGCUGCUGGACCUGUCCGUCUUCACCGACCGGGGCUUCGUGGUCUACGCCGUGGCCAAGUUCAUCCUGGUGCUGGGGCUGUUUGUGCCCACCAUCAUGCUGGUCAACUACGCCAAGGACGCGGGCGUGCCCGACGCCGAGGCCGCCUUCCUCCUCUCGGUCAUCGGCUUCGUGGACAUCGUGGCGCGGCCGGCCUGCGGGGCCCUGGCCGGGCUGGCCCGGGUCCGGCCCCACGUCACCUACCUCUUCAGCCUGGCCAUGCUGGCCAACGGGCUGACCGACGUGUGCAGCGCCCGCGCCCGCUCCUACGGCGCCCUGGUGGGCUUCUGCGUGGCCUUCGGCCUCUCCUACGGCAUGGUGGGCGCCCUGCAGUUCGAGGUGCUCAUGGCCACCGUCGGGGCGCCCCGAUUCCCCAGCGCCAUCGGCCUGGUGCUGCUGGUGGAGGCCGUGGCGGUGCUCAUCGGGCCCCCCUCGGCGGGUCGCCUGGUGGACGCCCUCAAGAACUACGAGAUCAUCUUCUACCUGGCGGGCUCCGAGGUGCUCCUGUCCGCCCUCUUCCUGGCCACGGCCACCUACUGCUGCCUGAGGAGGCCCCGAGACCCCCGCCGGCCCCAGACCAUCCCGGGGCCGGGGACGCGGGGGAGGCCGAGUCGGACGGGGAGCCCGGCUGCCCCGCCGCCGCCGCCGCCCAGGAGAACCACGCGCAGCUGCUCUCUUGUGGGGACUCCCCCCGGGGUCCCGGCUCCUGGGACGCCCAGAGCUAACCAGAGCCCCCAGGUCCCAGCAGGACCGGGGGUUACAUCAGCCUGGGCUGCCUCGGGGCCGCCCCCUCCAAUGCUUGUCCCAGGGCGGGACGCAGCUCUCAUCCUCGGCUCCCGGAACGGACGGAGACAUGGCGGGCGCCUGGGGAUGACAGGGAGCACUGCCAUUGCGGGGAGCACUGCCAUCGCGGGGAACACUGGUGUCACAGGGAGCACUGCCGUCGCGGGGAGCAGUCGGCAGGCGGGGCCAGCAGGAGGCUGGGGAGCGGAGUGGCCCCCAGCCCAGACCUGGGGGGCAGGGAGCAGGGAGGAGGCCGGGCAGGGCCCGCUCAGUUAA